Messenger RNA from Rhododendron vialii, 1657 nucleotides. Its product is annotated as transcription factor bHLH18-like. NCBI's taxonomy places the organism in Eukaryota, Viridiplantae, Streptophyta, Magnoliopsida, Ericales, Ericaceae. The transcript is spliced from 4 exons. The record is from RefSeq and is a predicted model, not a curated record. Gene Ontology annotation, molecular function: protein dimerization activity. Bases 209 to 1192 code for a protein of 327 amino acids.
AGAAUAUUGGCUAGUAGUUAAAUUUCGUCCUCUCAAAGCUACCCACAUGCUAUUUAUUCUUUUAAAAAGUUGGAAUUGUUCACUUGAUUAGAGAGAGAGAGAGAGAGAGAGAGAGAGAGAGAGAUAGAUAAGUAUAAGUUGAAGCAUAGUCUCCAAGACUUGACGGAUUGGACAAGGAAAAGCUCAAGCCAAAACUAAAGGGAAAUCAAUGGAGGAUGUUGGCUUCAUGCGUCAGUGGCCAACAAACAGUCUUGACGAGAUUGUAAAUCACCAUUUCUCCCAUCAAAUCUUCGACGUAAAACCGAAUAUUACGGAAUAUUCAUCUCAUGACACCGGCAUCAUCGAUCCGCCCGGGAAAAUCCUCAAAACAAACACUUGGAAUUCCUCUUCCAAUUCUUCCUCUCCCCACCAGAUUUCUUUUUCCAAUUCAAAUUGUGAAACUCAGUUCGGCACGAUAAAGCCUAAAGAGGAGGCUGUGCUAUCGCCUAGUAGCAACAUUACCACUUUGCCCUCAGGUGUUUAUGAUUUUCAACAGUCUUUUGGAAAUCAAAUUUAUGGGUUCAAGGCUCGUCAAGGAUCUAAAAAGAACAGCACAAACGGUACAAGGUUUUCUAGCAGUCAAGAGCAUAUUAUGGCUGAGAGAAAAAGGAGAGAGAAGCUGAGUCAGAGGCUCAUAGCUUUAUCUGCUAUUGUCCCUGGCCUGAAGAAGAUGGACAAGGCUUCUGUUCUCGGGGAUGCAAUCAAGUACGUGAAACAACUCCAAGAACAAGUGAAGACACUCGAGGAACAAACCACCAGAACAAAAUCAAUGGAAACCGUGGUCUAUGUGAGAAAAUGUGAGCUCAAUUCUGAUCAUAAUUUGGACAAUUUUUCCUCAGAGAAUAAUUUCUCAGGCGGCGGCGGUAGCGGUGGCGACGGGUCCCAAUAUGAUGAGACACUCCCUGAGAUUGAAGCAAGGUUUUGUGACAAAUAUGUGCUCAUAAGGAUACACUGUGAGAAAAGGAAAGGAGUUGUUGAGAAAACAGUAGCUGAAGUUGAGAAGCUCCAUUUGUCUAUUGUUAAUAGCAGUGCCAUAACUUUUGGAAGUUCUGUUCUAGACAUAACCAUUAAUGCUCAGAUGGAUGAGGACUUCUCUUUGACAAUGAAAGAUCUUGUGAAGAAUCUACAUGCAGCUCUAAAGCUCUUCAUGUGAAAGUAACCUUUUAAGACUGAGUUUGGAUCAUUGAUUUUCAAAGGAAUUUAUGCAAGGAAAAGAAAAAAUAAAUAAAAAGAAGCUAUAUUUAUUUCUUCGCUUUGCUAUCAUUUUCUAUUCCCGUACGUGGUAAAUCUCUUCACAAAUUUAUGAUUCAAAUGAAGCCUACGUGUGUAUCUUUUCUGUUCAAUGUUUGGAGCUGAUCAACCAAAUGUGUGAUAGUGGGAGAACAGUUUUAAUAUGUUUAUAUAUACAGUUGUGUCUGAAUAUGUACAGUUGUGUCUGAAUCUAUAAUUUGUUUUUCAAAUUUCACUAACAAAGGGCGCUACCUUUGUGUGAGUGAAGUAUUUCGUCAUUGUUUUGUGAGGCCUCUUGGUACUUUUCUUAGGGCUUCUUCUUUCUCUUUGUAAUGUCAUCUGCUUUGUAACAAUUCUAUUGAAUAUAUAUAAUAGAGACUUGCACAAA